This is a messenger RNA of Entrophospora candida, 380 nucleotides long. Lineage: Eukaryota; Fungi; Glomeromycota; Glomeromycetes; Entrophosporales; Entrophosporaceae. The record is from the annotation of a GenBank genome assembly.
AACUGAUUGGCCCAGAAUGCAGUGCAACAUUUUCAAGAUACACUGGAAAUUUCAAUUUUCCAUGCUCUAAUGGUAAAGUAGAUUGGUCUAAACUUCAGCAAAAGAUUUGGAGUGAAUUGGAUAAAGUUAUGGAAGACACACCAAGUGAAACCAUCUCGAUCAUUCCAACUGGGGAUGAUGCAGAUGUUGUUGAUCAAGAUACCUUGAACAUGAUUCUUAAAAAACUCUGGAAAUUGACACCUCCUAUUUCAAAUAUCAUAAAAUUUUCAUUAAAGGUCAAAACAUCACAAGAGAAGUUUUCUGGUUAUAAAAGUUUCAGUGCAGUUGCAAGCUGUUUCAACCUUGACUAUGAGAUUAUCAAAGAUAUUCCCCAAAUGGAA